AACAUCAAAUAGAUUACAGGGGAUUCACUUAUUUAAAGACCUGAGCAAAAGCUCUGCCAUGUAUUUCGGGAUCUUCCAAGAAUAACACAACAACAGCGACUGCGCUUGAGGCACCAGAGGGAUCUAAUUGAAGUGAGUUACCUUUGUAGUAGUUGAGCGGCCAGUGAGUUAGAAGCUUAGUAGGUCAGCUCUGUGUUGUCUUUACCCUGUGUACCACGCAGCUGGGAUCACACACUCUCCCCUGCUGAACAGGGACGUGCUGCACAGAGACGCUCUUGUCCACCAUGGCACUCAGGCUCCUGCCUGCAUUUAGUACAGACAAUGACGAGGACGACGAUGGUAACUUUACAAAAUGGAUGAGUAGUUACUGGGGUCACGGAGCUGAGGGUGGACACACCAAAGAAAGAAAACACAGCUUCAGAAGACCUGCAAGAGCACAAGGUGAUCGAAGAGCAUCACUCCCAACUGUGUCCCAGUUAGACGUCAUGAAGUUGAGCAGGCUCCAUGCAGCGUCGAUGGCACCCUCUCCCAGCCACAUCAAAACAAGAGAGGAGAAGGCGGAGGUCAGACCCCACCAGAGGGCUCGCCGGUCCUCCUCAGACGAAAACAGUCGCCAGAAGAACGCCAUCCCAGAGAACCGUAUCAGCACCAUCCCGGAGCUCACAGAGUCCUUCGAGAGGAGACUUUGUGUCCGUGAUAAGAGGGCCGUGCCUCUGAGCGGUGAUGAGAGGUUGUGUCUGAUCUGUCACGAGGAUAUGCGUACGAACAGAGGCGUACAAGAGCCGCACUGUACACACCGCUUCCACAAAGAGGCGGCUCGCAGGCUAGAGCAGUGUCGGCCCCACGGCAGCGGCAAAGAGGCAGCAGCUUCUCAGGUGAGGAGACUGUCGGACGAGAGGAGGAAGUCUGCAGACGGCCCAAUCUACCUGGAGAACGAGCAGCAGACACUCCGUCGUCAACUUUCCCUGCGGAGACAUCGCUGAUAUUGUUCAGUGGAAGGAGGUGGAGAACAAGAUGGAAGAUGUGAACCCAUGGCCUAAUCAUCAGGCUUAUCUCCCUGUACCUUUACUACUGUAUGGUGUGAGACUCUAGUGGAUCAGCUGAUCAAGUCUCAGGGCCUUGACUUUGUCUGACCUGAUCCUGUGAAGCUGCCCCAUGGGCCCCAUUGCUGUGUCUGCUGUCAUUACGACUCUAUCUCCCCAGUGUCAAAAUCCAAAACAAGGCGGAUUCCGAAUAUGUGAAUGAAGCAUAAUAAUUCAGUGGAAUUUCGAUUGUUUUAUUAGAAAAACUUAAGUAGGGGUUUAGGAAAUGAUCAGUACUUGAAGUUUCCUGCACACUUAUUCCAUAUAAAAUGUUUGCUUAAUUCACCAUGGUCCUAUAUGCUCAGUGAUGACACAGUUAGCUACUAGGUGACAAUCGAUCCAAUAUCUUUCUGUUUAACUCAACAGAUGAUUGUUUUCAACCUAGCAGAACCACAAUCCUUUCAAUAGUGUAAGGGAUAAAACAAAUCCUAUCAUAUUUGAUUUGGCAUAUUCAGUAGAUGUUUAUGUCUAAAGACUUUUAGGAAGAAGUGCAAUAUUACCAAAGAAAUUAAAAGUACUUUGGAUUUUACCAGCUUUAUAACCAUUUGAAAAUCGUUUCAAAAACAUGUGACAUAGAGUCCUCACAGUUCAGGGUCAGGUCAGCGUCGCGCCUGCAUGUAGUCAACACGUCAACACUUACUGUAGGUCAACAAGUUGGAAAUUAACUCCUGGCAUCAGUGAGGGAAAUCGAUGCCUGUGCAAAUCCUUAACAUUCAGCUAGGGUGAAAAUUGGUUUCAACAGAUGUGACAAUAAUGUCAUUUAAAAUGUGUUUCAGUGGAUGGAGCAGUGGCUGUGGAAGAAACAGACGUGUCCUACAUGUCGUGUCCAUGUGUCAAUGCCACAGCUCCUCUACUGGUCAUCUUCCCGCACCAAUGUCCCAUGACGGCCCCUGCCAUGAACGCACGCCUGCAUGAGACCCACUGACCCCAUGACCUCACCCCAGUCCUUCUGCUUAAACCUCUGGGAUGAAUAACUGCACAAGGGUUUUAUUACAUUAGUACUUUAGAGGGAAACUUAUUUCAGUUCUUCUGUCAGGUGAGGCACUGGGCACUCUUUCAAAGUUAAUAAAAUUGUAAAAUAUUGUAAUUUAAGCUCAGACCUUUUAUGAUAUAAAUUUGAGAGGUUUUGUCUGUUUCUCCUCAAUGUCUGGAGACAUUCUGAACAAUGUGUUUUAAGCUAAAAUAAUUGUAGUUUUGUUCAUUUUAAAUACCUUUUGGGAAAUAUAAUCACUAUAUUAAAGUUAAAUGAGGAGAUGAAUCUGCUGCUAUUUGUCUGUUAAAUAUAAAGCAGACUUAAGCUUAGCUCUAAGACCGUAAACAGAGGGAAACAGUUAAGUCUGACUUUGUCCUGAGAUAAUACAUUUCUACAGCAAAGGAAUAUUCCACUACAGAAACCCUGUAAAAGGGAUAAUUCAGGUUUUUAGACAAAAAAUAAAUGAGAAGUUGUUAAUUAGUGACUUUUACAGGUGCUUAGAGGCAAACCUUGUUACCUUUGUAAGGAGCUAGGCCUUUUGCUGAGCUAAGCAGCAGCUGACUCCAUCUACACAUGUACCGUGCUAACACGAGAGCGGUAUAUUCUUGUCUAAUUCUUGGCAAUUCUUUUAAACCGAUCUUGAGCAAAUUACUCACAUAAACCUCACCACAUUAAACCUACCACUUCCAAGUUUUUCCUCAUUUUCAUUUAAUUAAUAGCAAUUUUAACUACUUUAAACCUUUUUUUUAUUCCUCUCCCUUUUCUGGAGAAUAGUUUAAGUGUCAAACUCACUUCAGAGUAUCAACUGUAUAUUGAAUAGUUGCAUAUUCAAUGUGUUUUCUCUGUGCUGUUGUUCCAAGUUGCUGAAAAAUAUAUAAUGGACCAAUGUACUAAUACUCAUAGGCUUAUGAUGAACUGGCUUUGAUGAUCUGAGAGUGAGUGAGCCUACGUGUUCCGUCUCUGCUGUUAUAGAUGUGAACUCCUCCUGAAGCUGUGAGCUUAUCUGACACACAACUUUCCAUCUCUUCCAUCUCCCUGCCUUAUCUGUGCUAUUGUUCUGCAUGUGAGGUCUAGUCAACUGUCGUCACCACUCUUGAGCUUUCAAGCACCUCUGUCCAAAUGAGAGUUUACAGUGUGUUAUACAUGUCUAACAGUAUCGGACUGCAUGUACAUAACAAACAAACAAAAGAAUUAGCGGGCUUUCAAUCUUUAGGAUGUUGAAUACUAGAUUGUAUUUGACCCACAGUAUGUAUUUAUCUGUAUAAUUCAGUCACUAAUCAGUGACUAUAUUGUAUUUAUAUCCAAAAUGUUGGUAAUGUUUCUGGAUGUGUUUGUAUCAAACCAAGAUCAAUCUGUUCACACACUGCAGAUAACAUCUAUUAGGGUUGGUAAAAAUGUAGCUGAGCAAUGUUCAAUUUAUCUAUCCGCUUCAUUUAGUCUUUUACUUACCAUCUUCUCUGUGAGUAACACAUUUGGUUCUUGGACUGAUUAUCUCAUGUGACCUAUUAAAUAUUUUGUUACUGUCCUACGUUGGAAAAGAUUUUUACUAAAAAAGACAAUCCUUGUGUCAAGAAGUUUCACACUGUCACUCACAGAACUGUUCUUCUGUGAAUGCUCUGACCUGUCUUCUUCAAUAAAGACACACUUAUGUGA
Messenger RNA from Platichthys flesus (European flounder), 3708 nucleotides. RefSeq names its product leukemia NUP98 fusion partner 1 (gene lnp1). The coding region runs from base 285 to 983 and encodes 232 amino acids. The transcript is spliced from 4 exons. The record is from RefSeq and is a predicted model, not a curated record. NCBI's taxonomy places the organism in Eukaryota, Metazoa, Chordata, Actinopteri, Pleuronectiformes, Pleuronectidae.